GUCCGCGGCGCGGGCGGGCGGGUUUGAAUCUGGUCGGAGCGCGGGAAACGGUGGCCGUCCUGCACGAGUACCUUCUUUCAUUGACUCUAACACUUUGUGUUCCUCUUCUGAUGGAAUCAGCCUCCUUUUUCUGAGCUGACUCAGACCUGCCUGAGCAUCUUGGUAAGGAAAGGAGAGAAGUAUGACUGUUUUCUGCUAGGGUUACAGAGUAAAUGCCAUAUGAAAAACAGUUUCAUCUGUCAUGGAAAAGCGAGAGACAUUUGUACAAGCAGUGUCUAAGGAGCUGAUUGGAGAGUUUUUGCAGUUUGUUCAACUUGAUAAAGAUGCUUCUGACCCUUUCAGCCUAAAUGAAUUACUUGAUGAAUUAUCAAGGAAACAGAAAGAAGAGCUAUGGCAAAGGCUCAAGAAUUUAUUAACGGGUGUAUUGUUAGAAAGCCCUGUGGCUGAGUGGCAGACGUUGGAAGUUCAGGGUGAAGACAUUAUGGAAACAGAGCAUGAAUCAAAAAUGAAAAACAGCAUAGAAAUAAUUCAUGCAAUUACAUGUGUGGUUCUUGCUUCUGUAUCUGUAAUAAAUGAAAGUGAGAACUAUGAAGACUUACUGGAAUGUGCAGUGAUGUUGAAUGGUAUUUUAUAUGCAUUACCUGAAUCUGAAAGAAAGCUGCAGAGUUCCAUUCAGGAUUUGUGUGUCAUGUGGUGGGAGAAAGGUCUGCCUGCCAAGGAAGAUAUGGGAAAGACUGCUUUUAUCAUGCUGUUAAGGAAGAGCCUGGAGACUAAAACAGGCACAGACAUAUGUCGGCUUUGGCGUAUUCAUCAGGCUUUAUAUUGCUUUGAUUAUGAUUUAGAGGAAAGUAAAGAAAUUAAAGAUAUGCUACUUGAGUGUUUCAUAAGUGUUAAAUAUAUCAAGAAAGAGGAGGGAAGAAGAUUUCUUAGUUCACUCUUCAUUUGGAAUGUAAAUUUUAUUAAAAUGAUCCACGAGACCGUUAAAAACCAGUUACAGGGGUUACAAAAAUCUUUGAUGGUAUACAUUGCAGAAAUUUAUUUCAGAGCUUGGAAAAAGGCCUCAGGAAAAAUAUUGGAGACCAUUGAAAACAGCUGCAUCCAGGACUUCAUGCACCACGGGAUCCACCUUCCACGCAGGUCUCCUGUGCACUCUAGGGUGCGUGAGGUGCUGAGUUAUUUUCAUCAUCAAAAGAAAGUUCGUCAGGGAGUGGAAGAGAUGCUUUACAGAUUGUAUAAACCCAUCCUUUGGAGAGGACUAAAGGCCCGAAACUCUGCGGUCCGGUCAAAUGCUGCCCUACUGUUCAUUGAAGCAUUUCCUAUUAGAGAUCCAAAUUUCAAUGCUAUUGAAAUGGAUAGUGAAAUUCAGAAACAGUUUGAAGAACUUUAUAGCCUAUUAGAAGAUCCUUAUCCGAUGGUCCGUUCUACUGGGAUCCUUGGUGUUUGUAAAAUAACUUCCAAAUACUGGGAAAUGAUGCCUCCAACCAUUCUUAUUGAUCUCCUCAAGAAAGUUACUGAGGAACUGGCAUUUGACACAAGCUCAGCUGAUGUGCGCUGUUCUGUCUUUAAGUGUCUGCCAAUAAUUUUGGAUAACAAAUUAAGCCACCCACUAUUAGAACAGCUUCUGCCAGCACUGAAAUACAGUCUCCAUGACAAUUCAGAGAAAGUGAGAGUGGCUUUUGUGGAUAUGCUGCUGAAAGUGAAAGCCGUGCGGGCUGCUAAGUUUUGGAAAAUAUGCCCCAUGGAGCAUAUUUUGGCUCGUCUGGAAUCAGAUUCCCGGCCAGUGUCUCGGCGCCUGGUGAACCUUAUCUUCAACUCCUUCCUGCCCGUGAACCAGCCGGAGGAGGUGUGGUGUGAACGCUGUGUCACGCUGGUCCAGAUGAACCAUGCAGCCGCCAGGAAGUUCUAUCAGCAUGCCCAUGAGCACACCGCCUGCACUAAUAUAGCAAAGCUGAUCCAUGUGAUUCGCCAUUGCUUGAACGCCUGCAUCCGGAAGGCAGUGCUUGAGUGCCACGAGAGCCAUGAGGAGAGGGAGAAGGAGAAGGAGAACGUUCUGGACAAAACACUGUCUGUAAACGAUGUUGCAUCCAUGGCCGGUUUGCUAGAAAUCGUUGUGAUUCUCUGGAAAAGUAUUCACAGAAGUAUGGAAAAUAAUAAGGAAGCCAGAGUUUAUACCAUUAACAAGUUUGCCUCUGUGCUUCCUGAGUACCUGAAAGUCUUCAAGGAUGAUCGCUGCAAGAUCCCUUUAUUUAUGCUUAUGUCCUUCAUGCCAGCCUCCACGGUGCCUGCAUUCAGCUGUGGUGUGAUUUCCACAUUAAGAAACCAGGAAGAAGAAGCAGCAGACAAGCGUUAUUGUACUUUGUUGGACUGUCUCUGCUCCUGGGGACAAGUGGGACACAUUCUGGAACUUAUCUGCGACUGGCUGCCAGAAGAACAGCCCCAGAGCAAGAGUAACUCAGCAUCUAAACGGAAGGUGAAAAUCCAUGAUACACGCCCAGUAAAACCUGAAUUGGCUCUGGCUUACAUAGAGUAUUUGCUGACCCAUCCAAAGAAUCGGCAGUGCCUGCUCUCUGCUCCCCAGAAGAAACUUAACCACCUUUUGAAAGCACUUGAAAUGUCAAAGGCAGAUCUGGAAUCGAUUUUGCAGUUGCCAGGUGGGAAACCUCACAACUUUAGUGAAGCCAUGGCUCUGCGAGCCUUCAGCCUCCACUGCCGGCUGAGUGUCCACCUUCAGCACCAGUUCUCACAGGGGAAGGUUUACCUGUCUAUUUUGGAAGACACGGGGUUUUGGUUAGAAAACAAAGUUCUGUCUUUUAUCCAAGAUCAAGAAGAAGAAUAUCUCAAGCUUCAUAAGGUGGUUUAUCAGCAGAUCAUCCAGACCUACCUGAUGGUGUGUAAAGAUGUUGUGAUGGUUGGCCUUGGCGAUUACAAGUUUCAGAUACAGCUUUUACAGUGGAGUCUCAGAAUCAUGCAAGCAGUGAAGGGCUUCUUUUAUGUGUCAUUACUUCUUGGCAUUCUGAAAGAGAUAACUGGAAGUUCCUUGAAGCAGACACCAGAUUCAGGUGAAGAAGUUGCCACGCUGUUUGAUAUGGUCCAGAAAGUAUUUCAGAAAAUGUUGGAAUGUAUGGCAUGGAGCUUCAGGAAGCAACCAGAAGAAGGCCUACGGCUUCUUUAUUCAGUUCAGUCUCCUCUUCAUGAGUUUAUAAUGACUGUUCAGUCUUGGCACAUGGACACACCCGUCCACCGGGGCAUGCUCUCAACUGUGAUCGCUGCAUCUGUGGUGGAGAUAAGUCACCAACUACGAAAGAUUUCUAAUAUAGAAGAGCUCACCCUUCCUGAGGGGCUGUCAGACCUCCCACCAUUUUCGAGGUGUUUAAUAGGAAUAAUAAUGAAGUCUCCGGAUGUGAUCAGGUCAUUUUUAGAUGAAUUAAAGGUGUGUGUUACUUCUGAUGAUAUUGAAGGCAUUGUGUGUCUCUCAGCUGUUAUGCGUAUUAUUUUGGUUAUUAAUAAAGGUAAACAGAGGAGUUCAAAAACGAAGGAUGUUGCAGCCACUGUUCACAGAAAACUGAAGACAUUCAUGGAGAUCACGCUGGAGGAAGACAGCACAGAGAGUAUAGCAUACUGUAAACCGGACAUAAUUUCCCAAGAGGAACAGCAUACGUUUGCCAGCACAGUGGUGCAUUUAAAUGCCAAGUAUGUUAUAUUUAUUACUUUCAUAAAUAGUAUGGAAAUAGCAAUAAAUUUAUAAUUAGAAAUUUUAGAAGUAUAAAUAUUUCUUAUGGCUCAGGUUAUAUCAUGAAUUUUUCCCACCAAGUAAAUGGACUGUAAUCAUAAGCAAAUUACUUGCCAAUAUUAAUUACGCCUGUGUGUAGGCAACUUUUGUAUAGUGUCCAGCGUAAACCCCCAGCAUUAAGCCUUGUUAUUAGAACCUGAAGGGAAGGGGUUCUCCAUGACAAAAUCACCUCUGUUUGGUUAUCAAGCAUUUUAUUCUGCUGCAUGAAAUUUUAAUAGUCUUUUUAAAAUGAUUUUGAGACAGGAUGCUUUUUUAUACCUCAUUUAGAAGCAAGCUUCUGUCAUCAUCAAUGCCCAGUGGACCUUGGUAUAGAUAAUUUAAAACUAGAUGUAAAUAAAAACAGGCAUUGUUUAUCUUAUUAAUUGUUUUUCUCGGAAAAUUGAUUUUGUCUGCCCCUCCUGUGGCUGUGGUCAUGUUGGAUAUUCUUCAUUGCAUGAACACACCCUGCUGGAGGCCGUGGGGUCUGAUGGUGGAUGGGGUCAAGUCUCAGCUGCUGAGAGAGA
This is a messenger RNA of Nyctereutes procyonoides (raccoon dog), 4293 nucleotides long. It is a transcript of the gene NCAPG2, whose product is annotated as non-SMC condensin II complex subunit G2. The record is from RefSeq and is a predicted model, not a curated record. The coding region runs from base 242 to 3745 and encodes 1167 amino acids. Gene Ontology annotation, biological process: mitotic sister chromatid segregation. The transcript is spliced from 29 exons. Lineage: Eukaryota; Metazoa; Chordata; Mammalia; Carnivora; Canidae. Gene Ontology annotation, cellular component: condensin complex; nucleus.